Cantharellus anzutake is the source of this 524-nucleotide messenger RNA. RefSeq lists its product as uncharacterized. Lineage: Eukaryota; Fungi; Basidiomycota; Agaricomycetes; Cantharellales; Hydnaceae. The coding region runs from base 211 to 483 and encodes 90 amino acids. The transcript has a single exon. The record is from RefSeq and is a predicted model, not a curated record.
UUUGGUUGUUUCCUCUGAGUCUUUGUGAGGCGUCAUAAUCUACUCUCUGCCAAGGAAUGUUUGAUCUAACAGCUCGCGCGACUUAUUUUGAUUACUCCAGGCGGAAGUCUAUACAGCAAGCUCGGAAGUUUUGUGCGGCCUCCACCAUGUAUAUCGGACCUUUGUCGAUCGCCACUUCGCUUGCCCUAUUCUCUUAUCUAUAAUUUUCGCAUGACACUCAAGAUUAAGAUUACAUGGGGAUUUGAGUCCCUCGCUUCACACUCAGACUUUCUGUACUUGGGUCUAAACAUAACAAAGAAGCACACAUGCCUUCACCAGUUCAUGAUCUGGAUCUUUGACAAAGACAACCCCACUCUGGAGGGGUCAGGAUCCAGGCCGUCUCUUGGGAUACAAGUGGCUAGCAGCGUCAAUGAUAAUGAAGCUAAACACGGCCAGAUACCGAGUCGCAGAAAAAACAUGACUGGAGCUUUAGAGAACUUCUGAAGUCUGGACAGGAAUGUGAAAGACAAAAAGCUCUAAUGAGU